AUGCUCGCCGCGCAGGCGGGGCACGCGCUCUGCGUCGACAGCCUGCUGGCGUCCCGUGCGGAGGCGGACCGCGAGAGGAGCGACGGUGGCAGCGCGCUGAUGCUGGCCGCGCAGGGCGGGCACCAGACCCGCAGUCGGUCGGCGUCGUGGUCGUCGGCGAGGGCCGACGUGGACCUGGCCGACGUCGAGGGCCGCGGUGCCCUCAUGUACGCCGUGCACUACGGGCACGCUGCCGCGGCCACCUCGCUCCUUGGCGCGGGCGCCGCCGUCGACCAGGCCGACGCCUCUGGCUGGAGCCCGCUCCUCCUGGCGGUGCAGGGCGGGCACCUUGCGCUGAUGGGCUGCCUCGUCGGAGCGCGCGCAAGCGUGGACCUGGAGGCCAGUGGCGGGGCUUCCCCGCUCCGGCUCGCAGCUGCAGGCGGAGAGGCGAAGGCCGUGGCGCUGCUGCUGGAGGGGCGCGCGUGCGUGGAGGCGGUGGACGGCUGCGGGCGCAGCGCCCUCGUCGUCGCCGCGAUGGGCGGGCACAGGGAGGUGACCGUGCAGCUGUUGAGGUCGCGGGCCUGCGUCGACCAGGCUGCGCAGGUGGGAGCCACCGCCUUGGGGUGCGCCGCGUCGGCCGGCUACAAGGAGGUGGUGGUCUCCUUGCUAGCGGCAAGAGCAAGUCCCAACAUCAAGUCCACUGGCGGCGCGACUGCCCUCGAGCUGGCCCUGCAAAGCGGCCGCCACCGGGUUGCCGAAGUUCUCCGGGAAGCUGGAAGCGCAUAA
Molecule: messenger RNA, 765 nt
Organism: Prorocentrum cordatum
Lineage: Eukaryota; Dinophyceae; Prorocentrales; Prorocentraceae
Source: the annotation of a GenBank genome assembly